CAAACCACUCCCUCCUACCACCAUUCCCAAUCGCAAACGCAAAACAUCCAAGAUGGGCAAAGAUAAAUCCAGCUCCAAGGACUCGUCCAAGAAAGAAAAGAAGGAAAAGCGCAGCGAGAAAGACGGCGUCAAGAAGUCCAAGAAGGACAAAAAGUCCAAGCUCAAUGGUGAGAAUAUCGCCGCUGCGGUCGCGGAGGUGACGAAGGAGAAGGAGGAGAGCGACGAGGAAGAGGUCGUGGUCAAGGCAGUUGCAGUCAAAGGAGAUGACAUGGAUGUGGUGGUGGCUCUGAAGCCUGUGGGUGCGCUGGUGCCUUUCGCUGCUCCGUUGGCGGAUGAGAAGGUUGCAAAGAAGGUGCUCAAGGGCGUUAAGAAAGGUUGGUUCUCUCUUUCCAUUCCAUCUCUUUUCCCGGGACUCUCAAAUAUCUGGGCGAUUCCAAUUGACCAUAUCCAUUCUAACUAUUUUCGCGUCUUAGCCGCAAAGAACAAGACUCUCAAACGAGGAGUCAAGGAAGUCGUCAAGGCCCUCCGAAAGUCCCCACAAGGCGCCCCAGCUUCAAUUCCCGGAAUCGUUGUCCUUGCUGCCGAUAUCUCACCUAUGGAUGUCAUCUCCCAUAUCCCAGUACUGUGCGAAGACCACAACGUACCAUACAUCUUCGUCACCUCGCGCGCCGAGCUGGGAGCCGCUGGAAACACCAAGAGACCGACUAGUGUGGUGAUGGUCAGUGAGAAGAUCAGCGGGAAGAAGGGUGAGAAGGUUGAAGUGGACGCGGAAUUCGCAGAGGUGUACAAGGAUUUGUUGAAGACAGUUGAGAAAGAGGCAAGAAAUAUCAGGGUAUAAAAUCCUUAGAAGGGUGCAUGGGCCUGGGUUAGUGCAGAGGAUGUGUAGAUGGGCGGAUGGAUCUACGAUUGAUGUAGAGUUUGGUCUCCCUCUUUUGUUUUUGACACUUAGGGGGCGGUGUAUCAUACCAACUGGCGAGUCUCU
Hymenoscyphus albidus is the source of this 982-nucleotide messenger RNA. The record is from the annotation of a GenBank genome assembly. Lineage: Eukaryota; Fungi; Ascomycota; Leotiomycetes; Helotiales; Helotiaceae.